AUAAACGAAGGGUAACUAAGAAAACCAUAACCUCGGCUGAUAAAAUUUAGCCACUGAAAAAUCCAUGUCAGCACUCUUAUAUUGCGUUAUAGAUAAUAGUAAUAAGAUGGAAUUUUACGUUCUCUCCAACAUAUCAAAAUCCCUGUUGAAAAAAACGAAGAAUGGUGGUUAGUGAUGUGCAUAUAUAUCGAUUGACAGACAAAGUGCAUUAUCACUGUUGAUAAUUUUGACGUGGUUUUAAGGGGAGCUGCAAGCAGCUAAUACCUUGAUUUUUUGAUUUUUAUUUUAUAAUUUUGCUAAAACGCUCUCCAACUCCAACCCAGUUAUCCAACAUCACCAAGCUGGCUUACACCCUAAUCCUUCACACACCGUAGUUCAUCAACAACUGGUUUGCACUCCCAUCUCAGAACUCCUUCUCCAGCCAUCGCAAUUCUAACCCCAAUAAAUGGCUCCCCUCAACUGCCAACUGCCAUCAUCCAAGUUCUUCCACCUUCACCUCAGAUAUCCCUUAGCCUUCACAUCACCACCAUGCGUUCCAGCAACGGUACCACAUGUGCUGCAUCAAGCACCGGAGCCUCUAACGGUAACACAGGGCGCCACCCUGUGUACCGCGGAGUGAGGCGUAGGAGCAGUGGAAAAUGGGUUUCUGAAAUCCGUGAGCCCAGAAAACCUAACAGGAUUUGGUUAGGGACAUUUGCCACCCCUGAAAUGGCGGCUAUUGCCUAUGACGUGGCAGCGCUUGCUCUUAAGGGGAAGGAUGCCGAACUCAACUUCCCUGAUUCCGCCUCUUCUCUUCCCGUUCCUGCUUCAUCCGCUGCUCGUGACAUUCAGAUGGCUGCUGCCAGUGCUGCAGCCGCCGUCGGAGCAGCUAAUGAUGCACUGAGUGAAGGAAGCCGAGGAGGGAAUGUUUCGGUUUCGAUGGCACAAGAGUUUCCAGGGGGAAACUUAAACCACUUCGUGGAUGAUGACUUGAUCUUUGACAUGCCGAAUAUUCUGGUCAACAUGGCUGAAGGAAUGCUACUCAGCCCUCCUCGUUUUGACAAUUUUUCUGCUACAGAUUAUGACUACAUGGAUGAAAAUCCUAAUCUCUGGGGCUUCCCUUACUAGUUAGUUACUAU
Vigna umbellata (rice bean) is the source of this 1118-nucleotide messenger RNA. RefSeq names its product Integrase-type DNA-binding superfamily protein (gene HRD). Gene Ontology annotation, biological process: regulation of DNA-templated transcription. The record is from RefSeq and is a predicted model, not a curated record. Gene Ontology annotation, molecular function: DNA-binding transcription factor activity; DNA binding. Lineage: Eukaryota; Viridiplantae; Streptophyta; Magnoliopsida; Fabales; Fabaceae.